Molecule: messenger RNA, 1355 nt
Organism: Syngnathus acus (greater pipefish)
Lineage: Eukaryota; Metazoa; Chordata; Actinopteri; Syngnathiformes; Syngnathidae
Gene: znhit6
Product: zinc finger HIT-type containing 6
Exons: 10
Coding region: 80-1270 (396 amino acids)
Biological process (GO): maturation of LSU-rRNA from tricistronic rRNA transcript (SSU-rRNA, 5.8S rRNA, LSU-rRNA); snoRNA localization; box C/D snoRNP assembly
Cellular component (GO): nucleus; pre-snoRNP complex
Source: RefSeq, a predicted model, not a curated record
UCUACAAGUAGCCGCACACUUGCAUGGUCGCAGGCGGAAGAGUUUUGUUGACAUUAUUUGCCAACGUGACUUACUCGUAAUGUAUAGUAGGCUUACUCCAUCAAUACGCAUGAUGUCAGUUGUGGAGACGCCAACGGGCAGUAAAAGUCCUGACGAGGAGGCGAGGGGGACAAAAAGAAAGAUUUCCCUGUCGAAUUGUGGUGUGUGUGGUUUUGGGGAGGCCAAGUACAAGUGCCCUGCCUGUCUCACACGUUCAUGCAGUUUGCUCUGUGUGAAGAAACACAAGGAAGAAUCUCCAUGCAGCGGUGUUCGAAACAAAAGCGCCUUCCUGAAACUCUCUCAAUUUGAUGAAAUGACUCUACUCAGUGAUUACCGGUUUCUUGAGGAUACAGGAAGAUUUGCUGGUGGCGCCCAGAGAGACAAUCUCAUUCGUGCCCAUGUCCGUUACACUCCCAACAGAGUCAAAAAUCUAUUAGUAAAUGCCCGGAAGAUGAACAUCACUUUGAGAACCCUCCCCAGAACCUUCACCAAGAGUAGGAAAACUCCCAGCAUCUUCAAUUCAAGGGAAAAAAUGUUUCUGUGGCACCUGAAGAUUGUGUUCCCUCAGAGUGGGACAGAAUUCAGCCAGGAAAGGGUGCGUGACACGCUAAGUCUGGAACAGAUCUUGAUGCCUUAUAUCCACCCGACAGAGUCAGACCCUAUAAUACGCCAGAAGUUGAAGAGCUAUGUAUGUACCCCAAUAGAGGAUGUCGGCGUUUUCAUGAAGGAAGAAGGACGCAAAGCAAACUCAAUCAGGUACCAUCAACUGGAUUUACACAAGAGCCUUCGAGACAACCUGCGCUACAAAAUACUCAUCGAGUAUCCUUUACUCCACGUGGUACUGAGCGAUCAUUGGAAGGACUUUGCGGUGGAAGAACCAGCUGCGCCGGGCAACGCUGAGCACGCAAGCGAGGACCUCGGCCGAUGUUCCCCAUCCCCGCAUUGCCCUCUGGCCACUCUCACAGCAACACAGCCCAGCCCAGAAUCGCUGUCGCCACAAGAGAAAAGACUCAAAAGAGAAUGGAGGGACGAAGAAUUAGAAGAAGGAGAGAUUGCCGAUAGUGAGGAUGAAGGGGAGGCGGAGGAAAAUAUUGCCGCAAUGAUUAUUAAGACCUGUGAUGAGGAGGCCGAAAGCAAAGACAGACAUCAUUGUAUGAAGGAAGAUGCAGCAACUGUUGACAAGAGUGGGACUGCCAGGGCCAGUACAGAGACUGACGACACUUCACUUUGAAAAUCACUUUUAAGGCUAGGAAGUAUAAGGCUGUGCAAAUGUGUGUGUCUUUUUUUUAUACUAAAAGGAAUAAACAAUUGUCACG